Caenorhabditis remanei is the source of this 906-nucleotide messenger RNA. RefSeq lists its product as uncharacterized. The transcript has 6 exons. NCBI's taxonomy places the organism in Eukaryota, Metazoa, Nematoda, Chromadorea, Rhabditida, Rhabditidae. The record is from RefSeq and is a predicted model, not a curated record. Bases 1 to 906 code for a protein of 301 amino acids.
AUGUCGUUUUUGAAUAAUGAUUUCGGCAGUCCGCCGACUGCCACUUCAUCGCCAACUAGUAUGCCGAAAUUACCGACAAUUCAAGACAUGCUUAACAACAUUGGAGCAUCAACAGUGAACCUAAUGCAACCGAAUCCGUACCUUCAAAACCAAAUCCCACUCUCUGUCCCACAACUCGCAUUUAAUCCAUUCCUUCAUCUGAAUCCAGCCAUCAGUCAAGAAAUCAUUCAACAAUUUCUUGCAAUGAGUUUCAACACUCCAAAUGUUCUGGCUGGAAUGGCGAAUAUGGGUGAGGACGAGGGAUCAUGCAACCCAAAAAUGCGUCGUGGAUCACUUCUGAAAAUGAAAAGUGUCUCAAUGGACAGUACAGAGGAUCCACCCUCAAUUAGUAUUGACAACAAUGGAGAUAUGAUUGUUCCAAAUAAUGAUAAAGAAGGUUGGUGUCGAAACAAAAAGUAUAUUGAGAGAACGGAGAAUGGUUACAUGUGCACUGUUUGCAAAAAGGUUUAUGGAAGGUACAACUCGGUGUCAUAUCAUGUCACAAUCUACCACAGGAAUCCACCAAUCAAAUGCAACAUGCCAAACUGUCAAUUCACAACUCGUGAGGCUCGUUACAUUCAUUUCCACAAAUACUACCGACAUGGAAUUCCACUUCCACAAAGUAUCGAUCAAGGUUCUCGAAAAUGUCCUCACUGUCGUCACGUGUCGAAGAGUCCAGCGAUGCUCGAGAAACAUAUCAGGAGGCAUCAACUCAAGGAUGACAUUGCAAACGGAAGCAUUGACUUGACUGAAGCAAUGCGCGAGAGAACAUCCACUAUCUGUGACGAGACCAUGGAAAUAGAAGCAGAAGCAGAAGCUGAUACUGAAAUCGUCAUGGAGACGAAACCUCGUUCAUGCACAUUGUAA